CAAAGGAAUGACAAACCUUAUUAAUUUCUUUUAUUUUAAAGUAUUAUAAUUAAAUAAUAAAAAGUACAUAAAUCCAAUUUAACAUACGUUCAACAUGGAAAAAUAUUUAAAUGGUCACAGGCACUACUUGAAGGUCAACAAAGAGAGAGUUGACUAAUAAAUGACUGGAAUUAAAUUCCAUCAUUUUCAUUAACUUUCUCCGAUUAGAUUCUCUCCUCUCUCACUCUCACUGUAUUUCUGCAGCUGCUCCGCGUCUCACUCCACCGCUAACUUUCCCGCAUUUUCUCUCCCCCCCAACAUCGACUCCAACGAGCCUUAGGAGAAUCUUCGAUCAUAUCACUCUUUCGAAUCACAUUCUUUCGUCCUUUUGCAUCCUAACGGAAUUCUCUGCUUCUUUGUUCUUACCCCAUUUCCUCAUACUUUUUCUUCCUAUUUAAACCCUCAAAUCUCCAACCCAAGCCUUUCCUUCCUAAUUCGAUCAAUUUUUCACUUUGAUCACUUCUGCAAUUUCGGCCCUGAGCUUUGAUUCUUUAUUCCUUUCCAAAAGCUGAAAAGAAACGAUAAGAAAAGAAAAAGCUGAUGUGAAGUGUCGAUGAGCUGAGGAAAGUGGGUGAUUUAGGGUUUGCCGGUGUUAAAUGAGGCAAUGUGUGUGUUUGGGGUUAUGUAUAGAAGUACGAGGCAGCAACGGGUAGGGUUUUGUUAGGCAAAGGAAGUUAUUGAAUUCUAGUGGAUAAAAUGACUGCAACCGAACAGUCGAGGCCAGGACCUGUGGAGAGAGACAUUGAGUUGGCUAUCACUGCUCUUAAAAAGGGAGCCCAAUUACUCAAGUAUGGACGGAGAGGGAAACCCAAAUUUUGCCCCUUCAGGCUGGCCAAUGAUGAAUCUGCUCUAAUAUGGUUAUCAGGAAAAGAGGAGAAGCAUCUCAAACUGAGUCAUGUCUCCAGAAUUAUAUCUGGACAACGUACUCCAGUAUUUCAGAGAUAUCCUCGCCCAGAGAAAGAAUACCAGUCAUUUUCUCUUAUAUAUAGUGAUAGGUCUUUAGAUUUGAUAUGCAAGGACAAAGAUGAAGCUGAAGUCUGGAUUACUGGUCUAAAAGCACUAAUAUCACGCAAUCAUCUUAGGAAAGGGAGAGCAGAUUCCAGAAGUGAUGGGAUCUCAUCUGAAGCAACUAGUCCUAGAGCACACACCCAAAGAAGUUCUCCUUUGAGCUCUGCAUUUGGUAGUGGUGACAGUUCACAGAAGGAUGAAAUGGAUCCCCUACGUCUUCGUACUCCAUAUGAUAGUCCUCCUAAAGCUGGUUUAGAAAAGGCAUUUUCUGAUGUUGAAUUGUAUGCUGUCGCUCCCAAAGUCUUAUGUCCAUCUGAAUCUGCUUGUGGCUCAGUUCAUUCUGUGUCAUCAGGAGGCUCAGAAGCAAUAAAUGGGCGUCUAAAGGGUAUGACUGUGGAUGCUUUUAGAGUUAGUUUAUCAAGUGCUGUUAGCUCAUCGAGUCAAGGUUCUGGUCAUGAUGAGAAUGACGCACUAGGGGAUGUUUACAUUUGGGGAGAAGUCACUGGUGAUGGUAUUCUUGGUGGUGGAGUGCAUGGAGUUGGGGGUUCUGGUGUUAAGAUGGAUUCUUUAGUUCCAAAACCCUUGGAAUCUGCAGUCCUAUUGGAUGUUCAGACUAUAGCGUGUGGUCGUCGACAUGCUGCCUUGGUAACAAAACAGGGGGAGGUUUUCUCUUGGGGAGAGGAGCUUGGAGGCAGACUUGGGCAUGGUGUUGACUCUGAUGUAUUGCAUCCAAAGCUUGUAGAUGGUCUAAAAGAUAUCAAUGUUGAACUUGUGGCAUGUGGAGAGUACCAUUCCUGUGCAGUAACACUUUCAGGAGAUUUAUACAUAUGGGGUGGUAGUUCUCAAAAUUUUGGGCUCCUUGGAUAUAGAAAUGAAAAUUGGGUUCCAAAAAAGUUAAAUGGACCUCUAGAGGGAAUACAUGUCUCAUCAGUCUCAUGUGGACCAUGGCACACAGCUGUUGUGACUUCUGCUGGGCAAUUGUUUACUUUUGGAGAUGGAACUUUUGGUGUUUUAGGCCAUGGGGACUGCAAAAGUGUAUCUACACCCAGGGAAGUGGAAUCCCUCAAAGGUCUUCGCACUGUGCGAGCAGCCUGUGGUGUUUGGCACACUGCUGCAGUUGUAGAAGUCAUGGUUGGGUCUUCAAGUUCGAGCAAUUGUUCUUCAGGAAAGCUAUUUACAUGGGGAGAUGGAGAUAAAGGCCGUCUUGGGCAUGGCGACAAAGGACCGAGAUUGGUACCCACUUGCGUUGCUGCUCUUGUUGAACCCAACUUCUGUCAAGUUGCUUGCGGGCACAGCAUGACUGUUGCAUUGACAACUACGGGUCAUGUUUACACAAUGGGAAGCCCUGUAUAUGGUCAGCUUGGGAAUUCUCAAGCAGAUGGCAAGCUCCCUGUUCGUGUUGAAGGAAAGCUUACAAAAAACUUCGUUGAAGAAUUAGCUUGUGGUGCUUAUCAUGUAGCAGUUUUAACUUCAAGAACUGAAGUUUACACAUGGGGAAAAGGUGCCAAUGGUCGAUUAGGUCAUGGUGAUACAGAUGAUAGAAAUUCCCCGACAAUUGUUGAAGCUUUGAGGGACAAACAGGUUAAAAGUGUUGCCUGUGGCACUGGUUUUACUGCAGCUAUCUGUCUUCAUAAGUGGGUAUCUGGUGUUGACCAAUCCAUGUGUUCUGGCUGCCGCCUUCCAUUUAAUUUCAAAAGGAAACGACACAAUUGUUACAAUUGUGGCCUUGUAUUUUGCCAUUCUUGUAGUAGUAAAAAGUCUCUCAAGGCUUCAAUGGCGCCAAAUCCCAACAAACCAUACCGUGUCUGUGAUCAAUGUUUCGGCAAACUUAGGAGGGCCACUGAAGCUGACUCUUCAUCGCAUUCUGCUCUAAGUAGAAGAGGAAGUAUAAAUCAGCGACUAAUUGAAGCUGAAAACAGUGACUAUUUGAAUACAAGGUCACGUGUCCAACUUGGAAGAAAUAAUUCCAUAGAAUCAUCUAAAGAUGUGGAAAAUGAAUCUUUGAAAAGAAACAAGUUGAAUGGUUCUCAGAUUUCUCUCUCUGCAAAUGAUUCUUCUCAGCGGAAUGCAUUUAAUAACUCUAAAUAUUUUGGUUCAUCCAAGAAAUUUUUCUCAGCUUCUCUUCCGGGAUCAAGAAUUAUGUCUCGAGCAACAUCACCAACAUCAAGGCGAUCUAGUCCACCUCGUGCAACAACACCAACCCCAACAAUAUCAGUGCAUGCAUUGCCCAAAACUAUUGUGGAUGACACUAAAAGGUCAAAUGAUAGGCUGAGUGAGGAAGUUGUUAAAUUAAGGGCUCAGGUUGAAGAACUUACUUGCAAAGCUCAACUUCAGGAAGUUGAGCUGGCAAGGACAACCGAACAAUUAAAGGAAGCUAUUGCAGUUGCAGAGGAGGAGACUUCAAAAUGCAAAGCAGCAAAGGAAGUUAUCAAGUCACUUACUGCCCAAUUGAAAGACAUGGCAGAAAGGUUACCUGUUGGAGCAACAAGAAACAGCAGUUCACCUUCCUUUUAUUUUUCUAGUGCCACUCCCCCAAGGGAAGUUUCUUCUGUAAUCAAUGAGCAACUGAGUAGUCCCACAACUUGUCACGAACCAGAUUCAAAUGGAUCAAGCAGCCUGGCAAUUUCUACUGUGUCUGGCACCACUAGCAACCAAACUAUGCAUCACUCUGAAGUGCCACAUUUGGAAGCAACAGCAAAGAGUAAAAACAGAACAGCAAAAGUUGAACCUACCCAUGGGGAUGAAUGGGUUGAGCAGGAUGAACAGGGUGUGUACAUUACCCUUGUUUCCUUGCCUGGAGGUGCUAAAGAUAUUAAGCGUGUUCGUUUCAGGUAUCUCACAAGGCAUGACAAGCUAUCACUGUAUUGUUCACUAAAUCCUUAUUUGUCAAAGCUUUCUCCCAAAAGGCCAGAAGUAUAUUUUCAUUCAAUGGCAACAAAUAUAAUGCUUUUCUUAAGGCCCUUCGCUCUUAAACUAACUACCCCCUCCCUUAACAAAGGGAAAAGAAGAGCUGUAAGAGCAAGCAAUAUGGAACUAACAAUAGGACAUUACCUUACUUUAUUUUUUCCUCAUUUUUUGCCCACCAAUCCCCUUUUUCUAUAAACAAAAACUCGGGGGCUGUGUUGCCAGCAGACAAGCUUGAACCAUUAGGCAUUGUGGUUUGUACAUUUUGAAGCUCCUAUGUAUUGCAUGUUUCCCCCUUGCUAGCAUCUGCAUGUCCUCAAUUACACUGGUGGAAAAUUUCUGAGAAGUGAUCUGAAAUUUCUUUUUUUCUGAUUAAUGCCUUGUUAGAUAUCAUUACCCUCUGGUAUGUUUAUUUUUUGUUUUGCAGCCGAAAGCGAUUCAGUGAGAAACAAGCAGAACAAUGGUGGGCAGCAAACAGAGCAAGAGUAUAUCAACAAUACAAUGUUCCCAUGGUUGAUAAAUCCAUUGUGGGUCCAGGAAGGGAAGGUUUAGCUCAUUGACCUUACAGAGUCAAGAUGCAACUUUGAUGGUACUUGCGAAUGCUAUUGAUUGGAAAUUUCAGGAAUUGGUUUUGAAUUUCUGCUCUCAAGAUUGGAGGAAGCCAAUUUUGUUUUUAGAGGGUAGAGCUAUUGGUGAUCUCUCCCUUUCGACUUUUUUUUUUUUUUUCUCCUAGUAAAUGAUGUAUCCAUAUUUUCAUAAUUUCCUGUAAUUUUUUUCAAAAGGAAACCUGAAAAGUGGUGAGGGUUAUGUAAAUUCUUUGCAAGUAGGUUGCUGGCUUUGAAUUCAAAGCAGCUGCCUUUUGUAUAUUCACGAGGAUGGUCUAAUGGGGAUUCAUAGAGCGAGUACUUCUUUCGUUGUUUAC
Manihot esculenta (cassava) is the source of this 4873-nucleotide messenger RNA. RefSeq names its product PH, RCC1 and FYVE domains-containing protein 1. Gene Ontology annotation, molecular function: metal ion binding. The transcript has 8 exons. Bases 736 to 4149 code for a protein of 1137 amino acids. The record is from RefSeq and is a predicted model, not a curated record. Lineage: Eukaryota; Viridiplantae; Streptophyta; Magnoliopsida; Malpighiales; Euphorbiaceae.